Messenger RNA from Adineta steineri, 366 nucleotides. Lineage: Eukaryota; Metazoa; Rotifera; Eurotatoria; Adinetida; Adinetidae. The record is from the annotation of a GenBank genome assembly.
AUGACUUCAAAAGUAGAAAAUCAAUGGUUCGAAAAUUAUUUGAAGAAUGCACAGUUGAUUGGUAGUCGUUGUGGAAAAUCAUCGUCGACAAAGAAAAAUAAUCCAUUACAUAAACAACCACUAACUAAAUAUAAAACUGGAGACAAAUUUCGUUUAAAAGUUGCAAAAUUAAGUCUUGCAAAAAAAUGGUCACAAAUAAAAGAAGAAUGGAUAGUUGUAAAACCAGUUGAUUUAUUCAAGCAAAGUAAUCAAUGUCUAUGUGGACGAGGUAAUUUAAAAUUCGUAACCUAUUUAAAAAAUAUUAAAACUCAAGCAGAAAUUACAGCAGGCAAUCAUUGUCUAUUAACAUUAAAACGUUCAAUAUAA